This is a messenger RNA of Microplitis demolitor, 2399 nucleotides long. RefSeq lists its product as uncharacterized. NCBI's taxonomy places the organism in Eukaryota, Metazoa, Arthropoda, Insecta, Hymenoptera, Braconidae. Gene Ontology annotation, cellular component: transcription factor TFIIIC complex. The transcript is spliced from 5 exons. Gene Ontology annotation, molecular function: protein binding; histone acetyltransferase activity. The record is from RefSeq and is a predicted model, not a curated record. Gene Ontology annotation, biological process: transcription initiation at RNA polymerase III promoter. The coding region runs from base 92 to 2314 and encodes 740 amino acids.
CACUAGCACUUAUAAAAUGGUAAUAAAAAUAAUGAAUGAUGUAAGAAUAAUAUUUGAGUGAUGUUGUUUUAUAAAGGACGUAAAAAAAAAGAUGGAAGCCAGUGACUAUUAUAAUUUAUCAAUACACGAACUUGUUAUAUCUCCUUUUGCUGUUGAUUGGUCACAAGAUAAUCAAAUUUCGGUUUUAACCGAAAAAGGCGUUCAUAUAUUUGAGUUACAACCGAAUCCAUUGUGUGCAUAUCCUACAGCUAAAUUCAAACGAUCAUUUAUUUAUGCAUCGAGUUAUUUACCAAUCGGAAAAUUUUUACCCCACAUGAGUUUAAUAAUAAAUGAGUUCACUCGAAACGACAUGUACUCAUUUUUAUUAGAUGUAACGUUAACACCAAAAAUACAAGAUAAAAUAGAUCAUACACCAAGAAUUGUUGGAGUAGCUUGGUCACCAAUUAAAUUAUUGUCACCAUCAAAAUGUUUAUUGGCUGUUGUUACAUCAACUGGUGCUAUAGAUGUAACUACUAAAAUAAGAAAUAGUUGGUAUUCUAUAAGUAAUUUAUCAGCGUUAUGGUGGGAAACAGUCAAAGAUGAAUUGGAAUAUGAUCCAGAAAAUAUUCAAGCAGAUCUUGUCAAUGCUGAUAAAUUUAGAAGUAAUUUACAGAGAUUACUUGGAACAGCUAUAACAUGGAGUCCACUCUAUGAAGAUAAAUCAUUGUCUUAUAGCUAUUUGGUGACGGGGUAUCGUAGCGGUGAUCUAGUCAUCUGGAAAGUUAUGAAAGUGUUUGAAAUAAAAAUAAAAGUACAGCCUACGAUUGUCUAUCGCACGUGUUUUGAUAUAAAUGUUAAAAUUUCAAAACUUGUUUGGGUAAAUCUUGAUACCAAUAAAUAUUUAAUUAUCGUUGGAUUUAUUGAUGGACGUGUUUAUGGUCUUCAAAUAAAUAAAACGAAUAAUAAAAUCAUUAAAGAAUCACUUUAUAAAUAUGAAUCUACUCCUGAUCGUAUGGCUGUGAGUUUUAUACAAGAAUUUACACGCACUACUGAAGUAAUAAAUAUUAUUAUUGUUAAAAGUUAUUUUUUAAUAAUGUUAACAAUUGAUAAGAAAGGACAAUUUUUGGGACAACAACACAUUCAAUUACCAGGAUUUUUAAUAUCUGGGUUAACUUCGAUUGGAAAUAAUCGAUUAGUAGUAACAACACAAAACAGCAAAAUGUAUUUAAUAACAAUGAAAAAAUGUAAAUUAACUAGCGAGAGUAUUAGUCAUGAUAUGAAACCGUCAAAAGUUCAUUUUUUGGGAUUAGCAUGUGCACCAAGUGGUGUUACAUUAGUAAAUGUCACAAGUCCAAAUGUAUUGUACGAUCAUCUAGUGAACCGAGAACCAAGCACAAUGUAUUUAUUCAACUUCAAAGAUGAUGAAUUUGACCAUUGGAAAGUUUUAAAUAAAGACGACGUAACGCUCGGUGAUCAUUGGGACUGUUUGGAAUCAAUAAGAAUACGGGCGUCACGUGAUGCUAAUCCAGAACGAAUUUUCCCAGUUAUUUCUGAGGAUUUAGAAUCAUUGAGUACUCACAGACUUCGUGUUAUCAUGUGGCUAACAUUGAUUACAGAAGUUAUGAAGAAUAAAAAGCUUGUUAAGAAGAUUGAUAACUUUGUUGGUGAAGUAUCAGAAGCUCAGCCAUUGAUAUUCGUUCAUUCGGCAGCCGAUUUUAUGAUUAAAAUAUCUAAGAAAAAAUUAUUAUCUGAUGAUUUGAGGCUUUCUAUUCAUUUUUUACGUCUUUAUAUGGAAGUUUUUUUGGCUGGUGAAGAUGAAAGUACGGAAAAAAGUAUUUCAGUUAAACGGGCAAAAAAUGCGUUGUCUGCAACAGCUAAAUUAAAUUUAAUUGAAGCAGAAUAUUGUAAUUUGUGCGGUGAAAUGGUAACUGAUUUACCUUGGAAUAAACCAACAUGUCCAGUAGGUCAUCGGUUACCACGAUGUUCCAUUACACUAUUGCAAGUAACAUGCCUUAAGUAUCGGAACUGUCCUAAUUGUGGUAGAAUAUUUCAUCCACUGUUGGAUGAUGAAUUCGAUGAUGUUAAGUGUUUUUAUUGUGAUAUACCGGCUAUACAUGACAAUAGAAUUGUCGCUAUUAGCAAUGAAAUUGAAGAAAACUGUCAAAAUCUUUCUCUACGACCACUCAGUGAUCAACAGAACAGUAAAGUACAAGAAAGUGAGAAUUUAGUUAGUGAAAAACGAUCGAAAAAACGUAAAACCAAUAGCGGUGAUACUUUCACUUUGAUCGUUAAUAAAAACGAUGAAACUAUUACGGAAACUUGGAUAAAUCAAUAAACCAUUUUUUUUUUUUUAAUCAUCAUUAUUAUCGUCGUAAACGUAAAUAUGAGGAUGGCGUUCUAUCAUAUCUAUAUCCUUCUCC